AUGCUGGUUUGCUCUGGACCGCACAACAGGCAACCUCAUCCGAGUUGGGCGGAUGUACCACUUGGCGAGGCAGUGCUACUUAGUAGUGUAGAGCGAACAGACAAUAGUGAUGGAAUCGAGGAAGUCAUGGAUCAGUUGUGUCGCAUGAUCGUUCUCGAUGUCCUAACGAACAAAGAGACCAUCCAAGGGGCAGACUCUCGUGGAGAGAAGAAGCUUACACUGAAAAGGGAGGCAGGUCCGUUUACAAACAAGAAAGUAGUACGGGAUGUUCUUCAAGCAACUGCGACGGAACGCUUUUUUCCAACAACCAUUGAAGUUGACCUGGACAUACACGACCACGACGUCGAUGAAGAUCAACGCAUUGCACGAUUUCGCAGAGAGUUCCCGGUGUUUGAAACCGGGCAGACUGAAUUGAGGUUGGGUGCAGACGUUCGUGUCGAGGUUCUUGUGAAGAUCGAUUGUGAAACGGAUUACUACGGGCAGCAAUGCGAAGUGUACUGCCUUCCCAUGCCCGAGCUUUGGGAUUGCAACCCGGUGAAUGGAGCCCGGAUUUGCAGCAAGCCAUGUGAACACGGGUCUUGCGUAUUAACAAACACUAGCGCCGUAUGUAUUUGUGCUGCCGGGUGGUCGGGGGAAUUUUGCAAAUUGCCGUCGGAAAGCAGCCUCAUCACAAGCAUGAUUCUUCCUGAGAUGCCAGUAAACCCCUCGUUACAGACUGUCGGUACACCGACAUUCAAUCUGGAAGACGGAUCCAACGGGGACAUAAUUCCUCCCAAAUUGUUCCUCGAAACAUCUUUACCUGUUGCAGAGUACGGUGAAACUGAAUUUGCGAAUGCGGGCGAAUCUGACGGUGUAUUUACAUAUGCGCCGAUUGUAUCACUUGGAAGAAUGAACUUUUCUGAGAUAGAGAACAGUAGUGAUGCUUCCCAAAAGUCGAACGAUUCCGUUAUGGCAAUCACAGCAGUCGCCUUUGGCGUGACUGGUGCUCAGCGACCGUUCCGUUUGCUCGUGGUAGUUACAUCAGUCGCGGUAACAGCCUGGAUAAUCCUUAUGAUCGUGAUUGGUGUCCUGUGCCACCGGCGACGAGGUAAAAAGUUUGGAUCCAGCCACCCUGGGUUCAUGUGGACAAACACCAACUAUGGGGUCACACCUGGAUCUUUACGCAAACCCUACGGGCCAACAUAUUCGAAAGCCAUUCAUGAGUACGAGAACACGAUAGGCAGUUACAGUCACGGGACACGAACGUCAUCAACAAUGUCGAGUUCACUCAGCAACACUUCACGCAAUACUUUGCCAAAAACACCGUGUGCCGGGUACCCACCUCCACCUGUGGUAACUGGGUCAAAAAUCAGAUUUGCCGCGACAAGGGUGUCAACUUCUCCUUUUGGUUACGACUCCUGCACUCGUCACACAAAGGGGAGACAAGAUUGGCCAGUAACUGAUGAUCAGUACGAGGAGUUGAGUAGCGACAUUGGGGAUUACUCGAUAUGGGAACAAGACGUAUCCUCCAAGACACCACUGACCAGUUUUCAGGGUAACAAAGCUACCAAGUAGUAGGCAAAAGUUCUUCUGCUGCAUUGGACCGAAUGUUUCCGAUAUCACAUAUUCGGUUGUGUCUUGGAAUUUGUGUACAUCUUACAUAUACUGUAUGACUCACAGACGCAAAUUCACCCACAUUCUUCUAGCUCUUUUAAGCGCCGUAGCUUCAUUGGCACAUUCUAUCAUAUCGAUUGCUGUAACUGAGCUUUGUUUACCAUAUAUUUGCUGUUGGCAUUAUUCGUUGCACAGAUUUCCAUUCGUCAUACAUCGAUUGCACUAUAUAUAUAUAUGCACAUGCUAA
Molecule: messenger RNA, 1840 nt
Organism: Dicrocoelium dendriticum
Lineage: Eukaryota; Metazoa; Platyhelminthes; Trematoda; Plagiorchiida; Dicrocoeliidae
Source: the annotation of a GenBank genome assembly